This is a messenger RNA of Gaeumannomyces tritici R3-111a-1, 5328 nucleotides long. RefSeq lists its product as hypothetical. Gene Ontology annotation, molecular function: protein binding. The transcript has 8 exons. The coding region runs from base 184 to 5328 and encodes 1714 amino acids. NCBI's taxonomy places the organism in Eukaryota, Fungi, Ascomycota, Sordariomycetes, Magnaporthales, Magnaporthaceae. The record is from RefSeq and is a predicted model, not a curated record.
UCUCUCCUUCAUGUUUUGUGUCGUGGCAAUCAUUACCCCGGUACAGAACUGGUUGACUGCAUUUUCCCUUCUCCCUCGCUCUCGGCCAGUCUAUACCUCGCCAUCGCCAACAUUCCCCGCUGGGCCGCAUCCGCUUCCCUACCCUGCUGUCUUGGUUGCCACCAGACGACAGCCCGGCCACCUAUGGCUCCAUACGGGGGGCCAAGACCAGCGACGACCUCUCCGCCCCAACCGGCCACACCCAGCCCCAAGCAACGACACAACUCCCGACUGGAAACAGCUCUGGAUGAGCUGAAGCGGGCUUUGAACAAAGAGCAAAGGGCAGAAUUCGCCAAGUGCAGCAAGCAAGAUGCCGAAAACGCCAUUAAGUCCAUCCAGGAUAUACUGGGCAAGCAGAGGCGCUUGCAGAAUCUCGCGCGCUUCAACAAGAUCCUGAGGAUGCUUGGUCAUUUGGCCAUCAUUGCGGGUGAUGUCGCCAGCGCAGCCGGACAAGCUGGCUUUUUCUGGGCGCCAAUCCGCUACGUCCUAGACCAGCUCAUACGACGAGGAGGAGGAGCGGACUGCCUUGAUAGAGUGGUGGAUGUGCUUGCAAAGAUAUCGCACAUUUUCCCCGAGAUGGAGGAUUACGAAAGUCUGUACUCGAAACAUCCAGCAGUGCGCGACAUCCUAGAGGACUGCUGCGAAACGAUCAUCAAGUUCAACAUAGAAUUGAUGGAAGUCUUCAACAAAGCAGGUUGGCGUGUCAUGUUCGAGUCCUCCUGGGGUCGUUUUAAAAAAAACACAGCGGACAUGGCGAGCACACUCGAGCGCAACAGCAAGCUGUUAUCCGAGGCCAAGCAGACAGCAACCAUGAGAAUGACGCAUCAGAACCAAGAGCUCCUCGAGCGAAUGACCCAGAAAUUGGAGGAGAUACCUCAGCGCACCGCUGCCACGGAUCGAGAGGAUGCCAGAGACGCGGAACAACGCCUGAAUCAGCUGCGGGAUGUCAUCAACAAGUUGGCACCAGCUCAAUAUCUCGAUGACCAAAGUGACUUCCAGAGACGGCUGUACAGAUCGGAGACAAAGGCCUGGCUUCUGACCGACGAGCGGUUUACCGCCUGGGCUGAUCUCGAUGACGAAGGCCAUAAGGUUAUGGACCUGAACGGUUGCCCUGGAGCGGGGAAAUCGAUUCUGGUCUCCAGCGCCGUUCACCACCUCCAAGAACUUCAAGCCACACCAGGUCAAACACCUUUCUCCCUGGCGUAUUUCUACUUCAGGCACAACACAGAAGACAGGACAACGUUCAAGCAUGCUCUUCAAGCUCUGAUCUCGCAACUUGUUACCGAGGAGUCUGAUGGAGCCCUCCUUGAUCAUGCCUCCCAGGCUCUCUCUGCUGUGCACAAGCCUUCGCAAACCCAGCUGGCAGAUCUGGCAUCAACAGCAAUUCAGGCCAAGCGCAUCUGCUUUGUGGUUCUAGACGGGCUGGACGAAUGCAACGAUAACGACCAGUCUGAACUUGUUUGUUGGCUCAAAGAUCAAACUACAAAGGGUGGCGACGCACCCCUCACCCUUCGAAUCCUUCUCUCUGGUCGGAGGGAGGGUCGCCUUGACCGCGAGAUUUCCCAGCUGCCUUCAGUCCUGUCAGUCUCUGUCGACAAAUCUGCUAGACAUCACGCUGGCAUUCGACAAUAUGUUGAGGCAAAAGCAAGGCACAUCCGGAACACAUUUGGAGUUGGUGAUAGGGUUGAGCGGAGUAUCACGGAGAGGGUAGUGCCCCAUGCCAAAGGCAUGUUUCUCUUCGCCUUUGUCAUGGUGGAAUAUCUCUCUGGCCUCGAUUGCGCUCAUGAUCUGGAGGAGGAGCUGCAAAGUCUGGAUUUUCCGGAAGGUCUUGAUCAGGCCUAUGAACGUGUUGCCCGAAACGUUGUCCCCAGCGACCAUGAGCUUGCCACUUCACAAGGGCUUAAAAAUGUUCCAUCUAAGGGUCGCAGGGACCGAGCUAAGAACCUAUUAUCAUGGAUAUCGUGUGCUGUUCGGCCCCUCUACUGGCGAGAGGCUCAAGCGCGGUUCAUGAUCAAUCCGCAUGCUGGACCUGAGCGACUUGCACGCAAGAGCAUGUUCGCCCAUUCGCCCAAAAGGUUGUGUGGUUGUCUUGUUGACCUCACGACAGUCACUAGUGACGGACCCAAAGAAGCAGUACAGAUUGUUCAUCGCACCGCAUCAGAAUACCUCGAGCGUAGCAGAAGGAUACCUUCAGCCGGUCAACAACAUGUCGAUAUGUUGACCUUUUGUUGCCAAUACCUCAAGUCGCCCGCAUUCUCCGCCCCAGUCCCCCAAACAAUAAGAGAAGAGCACGCCACGACUGGGUACUAUGCCUUCCAGGAGUACGCCGCAGCAUACUGGCACGAUCACGUCAUGCUUCUUCGACAACAUGCUGCAAACUUGCCGCCAGAAACAGUACGGCCGGCUCUAGACGCUUUGUCUGGUUUCUUGACUGCCUCCUUUCGAGCGGCGCAGGAUGGGCAAGACAGAACUGCACUCCAUGGACUUGGUCCUGACUCCAACCUCUUGGACAACGUUGCCGGAUUAAAUCCUGAGCCAAGCGAGCGGAACAAGCUCUUCCUCGUUCAGAGCUGGGUCUCUCUAACACGUGAAGCUAUCGAAGCUGCUCGGCGAGGCACUCGCCAUCUCCAAGAUGCGGAUCUGGAGAAGUUCUACGGCCCUGAACGCUUCAAGUGUCCACGUCCAUGGUGCGACUUCUUUCAUCUAGGCUUUCGGAAGCAGUCCGAGCUCGAGCAGCAUAUCGAUGCCCAUACCCGCCCAUUCAGGUGCAAUGUCGAGGGAUGUGAAGUUUCGUCCCUAGGCUUCGAGUCCAAGCCGACGUUGGACAGACACAACGAAAGAUUUCACAAACCUAGGUCGGAGGACGAACGUUUUCCGAAGGCCGUCUCAUCUAAAGGAGGCCAUCGCGCCGAGUUGGCUCGAGCGAUCAAGGAAGGGAAUCUUAUCAAAGUCAAAGAGCUGAUAGGUCCCCAGAAUCUGAAGGUGGUGUUUCGUGAGGAUAUUCAUGGGGAACCCAUGACCGCAUUCACCCCGCUGAUCCAUGCUAUCAGAUGCGGCCAGUUCAAGAUUUGCAAGUACCUUCUCGAGUCAGGAGCGAAGGUUAUAUAUCACCAAGGAAGAGCCACAGAUAUGACACCCCUCCGCGAAGCCAUUAGGGCUAGCGACACAGCCCUACUGGAUUUGCUUCUUAACCAUAUUCCUGAAAUGGAAGAGCCUGCGCCAAACCACGAGACCUUGGAUACUAUUGCCUCUUUUUUGGCCAGAGGUUUGGAACUGGCCCUAGCUCUCGGCAACGAAGGCCCUGCUCUCUCGCUUUUGAAAAAGUUCAAGCUCGACUUCUUCUCUCGGUCCCCAGGCUCCGCCAGGGUCUGCUUCUACCACAUCAUUCGGUUUUACAACAUGUCUCAUUUAUUCCCAUUGCUACAACAACACAUCCCUUUGAGCUUCGCCCGAGGAAACAUUGUUGAUGGCCGAUCCAUUCUCUCAUUUGCGGCAGAAUACGACCACCCUGAGAUCAUCACAUCUAUCAUUGCAGAGGGAGACUGGGACAUCAACGAAAGAUGCCCACAGUGGAGAACACCGCUUUCCUACGCCGCGGAGAAGGGGAACCUGGCGACCUUGCGUGUGAUACUUCAAGUCGAGGGGGUUGAACUCGGGGCGUCAUGCAUAAAGCGCCGGAGUCCUCACUACUACGCGGCAUCGGAGGGGCAUCUUGAGUGCUUACAGACCCUAUACAUUGCAACCUCUUCUGGGAUCUACGGGUCAGACAUUUUUUGCCAAGAACUCCGCCACUAUGCGACUAAUGCCGGCAAGGAAAGCCUGGAAGCCCUCUCAGAAAUCCUCCUAACCCUCGCUGAAUGGGCGGGCCACAGUGGCAAGACCAUGCACCAUCAUGCGGUCAUCAAUGGGAGGCCUGAAUGCCUGAAGGUCCUUUUCGACAUCUUUCCCACAGGCAGCACGGAGAUGCAUACGGAUGGGAACACGCUAUACCUUCAUGCGGUCAUCAAUGGGAGGCCUGAAUGCCUGAAGACCCUUUCCGACGUCUUUCCCACCGGCAUCGAGCAGAUAGAUGCCGAUGGGAACACAUUGUACCAUCAUGCGGUCAUCAAUGGGAGGCCAGGGUGCCUCAAGGCCCUUUUCGAAAUCUUUCCCACCGGCAUCGAGCAGAUAAAUGCCGAUGGGAACACAUUGUACCAUCAUGCGGUCAUCAAUGGGAGGCCAGAGUGCCUCAAGGCCCUUUUCGAAAUCUUUCCCACCGGCCUCGAGUGGAUGGAUGCCGGUGGGAACACGCCAUACCAUAUUGCGGCAGCCAAGGGCGACCUCGAAUCCUUGAAAGCUUUAUUGGAGAUCCUCCCUACCGGCGACCGGCUGAAGGAUCAAAAUGGGAAAAGCCCGCUCUUUAUCGCAGUCGAAAAUCUGAAACUCGACUGUGUCCGAUGUCUCCUCGCCUUGCCGGAAGGGGACGUUGAAGCGACCUGCAUUGAUGACACAGGCAACAGUGCCCUGAGCUCACUGGAUUCGCGAUCUAUACGACCCCGCGAAGUCGCUGCAGUCGCUGAAAUUGCUCGCCUUCUGCUCGAGCGCAUGCCAAGCCUACUUGAUCUCUCGGACAGAGAUGGGUGGUGCCCUAUGCACAACUUUGUCAGUAUCCAAAAUUUCGAACCAGAGGCCUUGAAUUGGGUAACGCGGCUCGCCCACACCGCCAAUCCAAAUAGAACGACUUUCACCAGCCGAGGCGAUGUCCCAAGAGGAGUUACCGCACUAGAGAUCGCCAUUCAUCGCCUGAGCCGCGUCACUUCUACUCACCAAAAGGUCAUGUUGGGGAUCGUGGAGGCGAUUAUACACACCGGAAACUUCGAAUUUUCCGCGUUUGAUCGAGAGAGGCGAAGGUCACUGCUUUUAGGAAUCCCCUUCUGGCAACCCAGGCCCACAAACCUAACCCUUCUGGUUUCUCUAUUCCAUCAUGGGUUUCGUCCCUUCCUGGCUGAUGUUUUCGCACUGGACAGCCUCCUCGUACCAUGGUUGCUCAUGGCCGUGGAUAAUCUCCUUACCAAAACAUAUCUCGAGGAGGCAGAGUGCUUGGAGAUGGUCGAGCUUGCUACGUGCACUGGACGGGAUGAUGCGAUCGCAAGGAAGGCCUACCUCUUCGAGAGACACAGGGCCUUGGGCUUCGCGCUCCAGAAAGCAAUCAAUGGAGACGAUUCCACCCAGCCCAACCCCAACUUGUUCCCGAGUUGUCAGGGCGAGGAUAUUGCAAAGGUUCGGGGAUAUAUACCUGUGCUCUACUGA